Messenger RNA from Balaenoptera musculus (blue whale), 1695 nucleotides. It is a transcript of the gene SDF4, whose product is annotated as stromal cell derived factor 4. Lineage: Eukaryota; Metazoa; Chordata; Mammalia; Artiodactyla; Balaenopteridae. The record is from RefSeq and is a predicted model, not a curated record. Gene Ontology annotation, molecular function: calcium ion binding. Bases 190 to 1323 code for a protein of 377 amino acids. The transcript is spliced from 7 exons. Gene Ontology annotation, biological process: calcium-ion regulated exocytosis. Gene Ontology annotation, cellular component: endoplasmic reticulum.
CAUCGGCGCGGGGAGGUCGCACCGCUCUGCGACCCGCCUCUUCCCGGAAGAAUGAUGGCCGCGGCCUAAGCGGUGGCCCGUUGGAGGCGUCGCGGGCGCUCGGGUCGCGCUCGGCGGAUCCUGGGUGCGGCGAGGGAGGCCGCUCCCGGCCACACCCGCAGGCCCUCCUGCAGCGCAGACCCCGGCACCAUGGCCUCCAGGCAGGCUCCCCUCGGCGGCCUGGCCCCUCGCUGCCUCUGGCUCCUGGGGGCUGUCCUUGUGAUGGACGUGUCCGCCCGGCCCGCCAACCACUCGUCGGCCCGGGAGAGGGCGGCUAACAGGGAGGAAAACGAGAUGCUGCCUCCGGACCACCUGAACGGGGUGAAGCUGGAGAUGGACGGACACCUGAACAGGGAUUUCCACCAGGAGGUCUUCCUGGGCAAGGACGCGGGCGGCUUUGAAGAGGACGCGGGGCCUCGGAGGAGCCGGAGGAAGCUGAUGCUCAUCUUCUCCAAGGUGGACUUGAACACCGACAGAAGGAUCAGUGCCAAGGAGAUGCAGCACUGGAUCAUGGAGAAGACGGCCGAGCACUUCCAGGAGGCCAUCGCGGAGAGCAGGGCGCACUUCCGUGCCGUGGACCCCGACGGUGACGGCCAUGUGUCAUGGGAUGAGUACAAGGUGAAGUUUCUGGCGAGCAAAGGCCAUGAUGAGAGAGAAGUUGCCGAUAAGAUAAAGAAUAAGUGGGACCUGAACGUCGACGAAGAGAGUAAGGGCUCGGCCUCCCGUGGCCAGUGUGGCGCGUGUGGCAGCACAGACGCUGGGAGGGAAGUGGGCGAGGAAGUCCUGGAGAACCUCAAAGACCGCUGGUAUCAGGCGGACAACCCGCCCCCGGACCUGCUGCUGACGGAGAGCGAGUUCCUGUCUUUCCUGCACCCCGAGCACAGCCGCGGCAUGCUGCAGUUCAUGGUCAAGGAGAUCAUCCGGGACCUGGACCAGGAUGGUGACAAGAAGCUCUCGCUGUCCGAGUUCAUCUCUCUGCCCGUGGGCACCGUGGAGAACCAGCAGGGCCAGGACGUGGAUGACGGCUGGGUGCGAGACAGGAAGAGAGAGUUCGAGGAGCUGAUCGACGCCAACCACGAUGGAAUCGUGACCAUGGCGGAGCUGGAGGACUACAUGGACCCCAUGAACGAGUUCAGCGCCCUCAACGAGGCCAAGCAGAUGAUCGCCAUCGCUGAUGAGAACCAGAACCACUUCCUGGAGCCCGAGGAGGUGCUCAAGUACAGCGAGUUCUUCACGGGCAGCAAGCUGGUGGACUAUGCCCGCAGCGUGCACGAGGAGUUCUGAGCCGCGGCCGCGCCCCCCGCGCCCCCCACGCCCCCCGCCCCGGGCCCCCCGCCGCCCUCGCCGGCUGGCUGUGCUUCCAUUCCCGCGUACUCGCUGCCUCUCGCUUCUGAGAACUGGGAGCCCUUGUGCCGGAGGCACUGACCACAUCAGGCCCUGCAGGCUCGCCACAGCGUGGGAAAUAACGCAGCUCCUGCCGUUUCCUUGAAAACUGAGAGAUGAAGGCUUUGCUGGAAACCAGCAGCCGGCGGCUGGGGGGUCAGGAAGGGGCCUCAGAGCUGCCGGCCCCGUGGCGUUCAGUCUCCGAGGAAACGCGAAUAUUGGUGACAGGAAUCACAUUAAUUUACUUUAAAAUAUAGUUGCCUUUUUCUCCCA